CAAAAAAACUCAAUCUUACGCAAAACCUUCUCAAAAUAAACACGGGAAAUAGCAGAAAAGUAAAAAAAAAAUAGAAAAAGAAAAGAAUUACAUUACACAAAAACGAAUAUCAUGGAUCAGGAUCAACCCAAAUUUGUGGUGGAAGCCUCAGAGGCUGAGUCCAUUGCCCAAAAACUAGGCCUAUCUUCAGUCCGCCACCUCCUUCCGGCCUUGGUUCAACCGGCCCAGACUCUCGCCCGGCCGCCCAUCUCCAACUACCACGUCGGUGCCGUCGGCCUCGGCUCCGACGGCCGUAUCUUCCUCGGCGUUAACCUCGAGUUCCCUGGUUUACCCCUUCACCAUUCCGUCCACGCCGAGCAAUUUCUCCUCACGAACCUCGCCGUCCACCGUUGCCCCCGCCUCGUUGCAUUCGCCGUCUCCGCCGCCCCUUGCGGCCACUGCCGACAAUUCCUUCAGGAACUCCGUAACCCUUCUUCCCUCCAAAUCCACAUCACUUCUCAGCACCAAAACAAUCCCGAUGUUGUCACAUUUGAACCAUUGAGUGAAAUCCUGCCUAACCCAUUUGGUCCGUUUGAUCUAUUGGAUGACGAAACUCCUCUGCUCCUCGAGCGCCAUAACAACGGUUUAUCUCUGUUUAAUGAUAAUCAUGAUGGAGAUCUGUGCAAUGGGUUUUCAGAUAAUGAUUCAAAAAGAGUUAAUGGCGUUGUGAAUUUAAGCAAUGGAUUUUGCAAAAAGACUGAAACAGAAAAUACUAACCUUUUAAAGAUUGCAGCUUUAGAAGCUGCUAAUGAUUCACACGCGCCUUACAGCGGUUGUCCAUCAGGGGUGGCACUCAUGGAUUCUGAAGGCAAGAUUUACAGGGGUUCUUAUGUGGAAUCAGCUGCUUAUAAUCCAAGUUUAGGGCCAGUACAGGCGGCAUUGGUGGCUUAUGUCGCCGGAGGUGGUGGUGGAUAUGAGCGGAUUGUGGCGGCGGCUUUGGUGGAGAAGGAAGGUGCAAAGGUAAGGCAAGAGGAUACGGCAAAGCUAUUUUUCAAGAUGGUUUCUCCUAAAUGUGACUUGAGGGUGUUCCAUUGCUCAUUUGCUAAGAAUGGAUGUAUAAAGGAUUGAAAUUUAUGUGAGUUUAACCAAUAUUUGUUCAUUAGUAGUCUGCAUUGGCUUUGUACAAAUAUCAAGUUUGAUGAUGAAUCAAUUCAUGAAUAAAUAAAAAUUUAGUCCUACUCUUUUUAUGAUGAUUCA
This is a messenger RNA of Nicotiana tabacum (common tobacco), 1236 nucleotides long. Its product is annotated as cytidine deaminase 1-like. The record is from RefSeq and is a predicted model, not a curated record. NCBI's taxonomy places the organism in Eukaryota, Viridiplantae, Streptophyta, Magnoliopsida, Solanales, Solanaceae. Gene Ontology annotation, cellular component: cytosol. Gene Ontology annotation, molecular function: zinc ion binding; cytidine deaminase activity.